This is a messenger RNA of Sphenostylis stenocarpa, 2127 nucleotides long. The record is from the annotation of a GenBank genome assembly. NCBI's taxonomy places the organism in Eukaryota, Viridiplantae, Streptophyta, Magnoliopsida, Fabales, Fabaceae.
AUGCAAGAGACGCUGCUCACACUCUCGGAGCAACAAGAGGACAACAAUACUACCACCAAGGACAUCGAGCUUCUCCUCCCGUCGCCGCCGUGCCGCCGUCCCCCUCGGACGCGCCGCGUGUCUCCUGGCGCGGUGGAGAGGGCGCUUCCCAACGGGGACAUCUACAGCGGCAGCCUCUCGGGAAACGCGCCGCACGGCAGCGGCAAGUAUCUCUGGUCGGACGGGUGCAUGUACGAGGGGGAGUGGAGGAAGGGCAAGGCUUGCGGCAAGGGGCGUUUCUCCUGGCCCUCCGGCGCCACCUACGAGGGCGAGUUCUCCGCCGGUCGGAUGCACGGCCAUGGUACAUUCGUCGGCGUUGACGGCGACACGUACCGAGGCGCGUGGCUCUCCGACCGGAAGCACGGGUUUGGGGAAAAGCGGUAUGCCAACAGCGACGUGUACGAGGGGUGGUGGCGGUGCAACCUGCAGGAGGGGGAGGGGAGGUACACGUGGCGCAACGGGAACGAGUAUGUUGGGGAGUGGAAGAACGGUGCCAUCUCCGGGAAGGGUGUGUUGGUGUGGAAGAACGGGAACCGUUACGAGGGGUGUUGGGAGAACGGUGUUCCGAAAGGGAGAGGCGUGUUCACGUGGCGCGAUGGGAGCACCUCCACUGGGAAUUGGGGGAAGGAGUUUGUCAAUGAGAAACGUGUGUCGGUGGAUGAGUGUUUCAACAACAAUAACAACAACAACAAGAGUGUGAGUUUUCCCAGGAUUUGCAUUUGGGAGCUUGAUGGUGAGGCUGGGGAUAUCACUUGUGACAUUGUGGAGGCUUCUAUGUUUUAUGGUGGUGGAGGGUGUGAAAGUGGUGGAGGAGGAGCAGGGUGCGAGAGUGAUGUGCAGUUGCAGAGGAGUCCUUGUGGUUCUGUUGAUGGCGAUAUUAAGAAACCUGGUCAUACUGUUUCCAAAGGCCAUAAGAAUUAUGAUUUGAUGCUUAAUCUUCAACUGGGUAUUAGAUACUCUGUUGGAAAGCAUGCUUCGGUUUUCCAAGAGCUUAGACCUGGAGAUUUUGAUCCCAAGGAGAAGUUCUGGACGAGGUUCCCUCCGGAGGGGUCUAAGUUUACACCUCCUCAUCAGUCUGUGGACUUUAGGUGGAAAGAUUACUGUCCUGUGGUGUUCAGACAUCUAAGGGAAUUGUUCGGAAUAGAUCCUGCGGAUUACAUGCUUGCUAUUUGUGGCAAUGACACACUAAGGGAGAUGUCAUCUCCUGGAAAAAGUGGAAGCUUCUUUUACCUUACUCAGGACGACCGGUUCAUUAUCAAAACCUUGAAGAAGUCUGAAGUCAAGGUGCUCAUCAGGAUGCUUCCGAGUUACUAUCAACAUGUGCGUCAGUACAAGAAUUCACUGGUAACAAAAUUUCUAGGGGUUCACUGUGUCAAGCCUAUUGGAUGUCAGAAGACUCGUUUUAUUGUGAUGGGUAAUGUAUUCUCUUCGGAGUAUCGGAUCCAGAAACGAUUUGACCUCAAAGGUUCUUCUCAUGGUCGUAUAACAUAUAAGCCGCCGGAGGAGAUUGACGAGACCACAACUCUUAAAGACCUUGAUCUUUGUUUUGUCUUCCGCCUAGAACAGUCCUGGUUUCAAGAGCUAAAAUGGCAACUUGAUAGAGACUGUGAAUUCCUGGAAGCAGAGGGAAUAAUGGAUUACAGUUUUUUGAUUGGCCUUCAUUUUCGUGAUGAUAGCGCAGUUGAUGACAUGAAGAGUUUAACGAACGAGUUAUGUUCAGGUAAGAGAGACAUGCAAAAUGAUGAAAUACAGGAUUUGAAGUUGAUACCCAUUGGCCGGGGACCUCUAAUUAGACUGGGAACAAACAUGCCUGCCAGAGCAGAGAGAGUGUGUAAAGCUGGAUUGGAUCAGAACACUGGUACUGGAAGUAGCAAUUCUACCCCUUCAGAGAGUGGUGGUGAGGUCUCUGAUGUAAUCCUCUACUUUGGUAUAAUUGACAUUCUCCAAGAUUAUGAUAUAAGCAAAAAGCUAGAGCAUGCAUACAAGUCGCUGCAAGUGGAUCCCUCCUCCAUCUCAGCCGUUGAUCCCAAGCUAUACUCCAAAAGGUUUAGGGAUUUCAUUCACAGAAUCUUUGUGGAGGACAAAUGA